Molecule: messenger RNA, 507 nt
Organism: Anisakis simplex (herring worm)
Lineage: Eukaryota; Metazoa; Nematoda; Chromadorea; Rhabditida; Anisakidae
Source: the annotation of a GenBank genome assembly
UUGGAUAUAACAGUGGCUGAAAGAGAUCCGGUUGUGAAAGAUAUCGCAAAAAAAUGGUUCGGUGUUAAGGAAAACAACCGAUACAGAAUCUUUAUCAAGGACGGGGUGACCGUAUUGAAAGAACGAAUGCAACAGAAUCAAAACUUCGACGUGGUGAUCUUAGAUUCGUGCUAUUUCGGUUAUGAGGACGCAAUAUGCUGCCCAACAAAGCCGUACUUAGACGAAUCAAAUAUAAGACUUAUCAGAGAUACAUUAUCACCGAACGGCAUAAUGGCAGCAAAUAUGUAUGCAUUACGUGAUCAUGACGAGAGCUUUAAAACGGUGAUCAACGCAUACAAGAACGUCUUCGAAACAUGUCUUGUGCUUGACGUUAUGCUCGAAGCAAACAAGAUUCUCGUUUGUUACAAGCGUAAAAUCGAGCAUGAAGAUAAGGAGAAGGAGAAGAUUGAUAAGGCUAUUGAAAAUAUCAAAGUUCAGUUUUCACUCGACUUCUGGGACAAAUACUGA